GGCUUAUACAAAUGGUUAAAUUGUAAAUUUUCUUUGAAUUUCAAUUUAAAAGGUCACGUGAGCACAUAAAGAAGAUAUAAAAUCAUUCAUGAAAAAGAAAAGGUAAAAUGUGAGAGAAAAAUGCUAAGGAUUCAAUAUCUAUAUGAACAAAAAAAUAAAUGUUUUUAAAAUAAAGGCUGGGGCAGUUUCAAACCGUAAAGUUUGCCACGAAGAUCGCUUUGCACUUUUGAGAACUUCAAAGAAUGGACACGUAGCGAUGUUGCGAGUUCCACGCGUCCAUUUUCUUUCUAACCUUUUAUUUACCCCAUAAAGCUCUUACUUCACACUUCACUCCUUUUGCUUCCUUCCUUCUUCCUCCUCUAUUCUUUCAAAGUUUUUGGUGUGAAAUUAAGCAAAGAAAAUGAACAGUAAUAGCUUGGACACUCGAUCAUUGCUCCAUGGGUUUGAUAAGGGAGGCCUUUUCGAUUUGGGACAUCCUCUUCUCAACCGUAUUGCUGAAAGCUUCUUCAAAGCUGCUGGGAUUGGUGCUGUUCAAGCUGUUGCUCGUGAGGCUUAUUUCACUGCCUCUGAAAGUACCGGUGGAGAUACUACCAGCAUACCUCCAGAGAUCACUGGUCCCAGGAAGAAUCGAUUUCCAGACCUUAAAGGGGAGACCAACAGAAAGUCGGUUGAGGCCCUGGUAAAGAGCACCGGAAAAGAAUCUGUGCAAUGGGGACUGGCGGCAGGGAUGUACUCUGGACUUACAUAUGGAUUGAAAGAGACACGUGGUGUUCAUGAUUGGAAAAAUAGUGCCUUGGCUGGAGCAAUAACUGGUGCAGCUUUGGCUUUUACACUGGAAGAUCGUUCUCAUGAACAGGUGGUGCAGUGUGCCAUCACAGGAGCAGCUAUCUCGACUGCUGCGAAUCUGCUUACAGGAAUAUUUUAGGCCGAGUAGAAUAUGUUCAGUUGGUGACUUGUUACUACACUCUUCCCAUGCACUGAACUAGACAACUCAACUUUCUAAGUAUGUGGAUAGUGCUGUUUUUGAAAUGAUUAUGGGGCAUCUUUUUGUGCCUUAUUACUUGGGUGGGUUUUGACGUUUAUGGCAAAAUAAUAGUAGAUUAUCUCCCAUUAAGGGAAAUUUCUUGAAA
Capsicum annuum is the source of this 1130-nucleotide messenger RNA. Its product is annotated as outer envelope pore protein 16-2, chloroplastic. The transcript has 7 exons. Gene Ontology annotation, cellular component: chloroplast outer membrane. The record is from RefSeq and is a predicted model, not a curated record. Bases 401 to 925 code for a protein of 174 amino acids. Lineage: Eukaryota; Viridiplantae; Streptophyta; Magnoliopsida; Solanales; Solanaceae. Gene Ontology annotation, molecular function: amino acid transmembrane transporter activity.